Homarus americanus (American lobster) is the source of this 1838-nucleotide messenger RNA. Its product is annotated as basic salivary proline-rich protein 2-like. NCBI's taxonomy places the organism in Eukaryota, Metazoa, Arthropoda, Malacostraca, Decapoda, Nephropidae. The transcript has 7 exons. The record is from RefSeq and is a predicted model, not a curated record. The annotation marks the transcript as partial.
AUGGCCCCAGGGGCUCUCCUCAGGGUAAGUGGUGCCCCUAGGGGUUCUCUCAGGUAUGGUGGCCCCCCCAAGGGCCUGCCAAGGGGUAACGCCGCCUCCAGGGGCCCGACAAGGGGUAACGGUGACCCCAGGGGACCGCCAAGGGGUAACGUCGCCCAUAGGGGCUCUUCUUUGGAGCAGCGAGGACCUCAGGGGCUCUCAGGCGUCGCCCUUAGCGGCUCUCCCAGGGGUGUCGGUGCCGCCAGGGGCCCUUACAAGGGUGGCAGCAAUCCCAGGAGCCUGCCAGGCGGGUGGGGCGCCUGGGGCCUUCCAGGUGUGGUGGCGACCACAGGUUUCUGGACUUUGGGAGCCCCAGGGGACCUCUCCAGAUUAAUGAGUGGCACCCCAGGGGCCCCUCAGGGUAGUUCCCACAGGUGCCCCGCAAAGAGGUGCGUCGCUCUUAGGGGCUCUGACAGGGGUGUCGGUGCCCUCAGGGUCCCUGGCAAGGGUGGCGGCGCUCCCAGGGGCCCUACCUGGGGCGGUGGCGCAUCCAGGGGCCUUCUCAGGUGCGGUGGCGCCCACAAUGUCCCUCCCAGAGGCACCGGUGCCCCCAAGGGACCUCUCAGGUGUCGUAGCGCCCCCAGGCGCCGGCCAAGGGGUGCGUCACUCUUAGGGGCUCUCACAGGGGUGUUGGUGGCCCCAGGGAACCUGGCAAAGGUGGCGGCGCUCCCAGGGGCCCUACCUGGGGCGGUGGCGCACCCAGGGUCCUUCCCAGGUGUGGUGGCCCCAGAGGGUCCCUCCCAGGGGCACCGGUGCCCCCAGGGGACCUCUCAGGUGUGGUUGCGCCUCCAGGCGCCGGCCAAGGGGUGCAUCGAUCUUGGGGCUCUCCCAGGGGUGUCGGCGACCCCAGGGGCCCUGACAAGGGUGUCGGCAAUUCCAGGAGCCCUGCCAGGGGCGGUGGCGCACUCAGGGGCCUUCCCAGGUGCGGUGGCGACCACAGGUUUCCUCUCAAGGGCACCGGAGCCCCUAGGGGACCUCUCAGGUGUGGUGGCGCCCUCAGGUGCCCUCCAAGGGGUAACGUUUCCCACAGGUGCCCGCCAAGAGGUAACGUUGCCCCCAUGGGACCGCCAAGGGGUAACGUCACCUCCAGGGGACCGCCAAUGGGGGCUCUCCUCAGGGGCACCGGUGCCCCUAGGGGAGCUGUCAGGUGUGGUGGCACCCCCAGGGGCCCGUCAAGGUGUAACGUCGCCCACUGUCGCUCUUCUUAAGGGCAGCGAUGCCCCCAAGGGUCCUUCUAGAGGCGGUAGCGUCCCAAGGGGUGGCGAUACCCUCAGGAGCCUUCCCAGGGGCUCUGCCAGUGGCGGUGGGGCACCUAGGGGCCUUCCCAGGUGCGGUGGCGCCCAUAGGAUCCCUCGCAAAGGCACCGGUGCCCCCAGAGGACCUCUUAGGUGUGCUGGCGCCCUCCUAGGGGCCUGCCAAGGCGUAACGUCGCCCCCAGGGAACCGCCAAGGCGUAACGUUUCCCCCAGGGGACCGCCAAGGGGUAACAUCGCCUCCAGCGGACCGCCAAGGGGUAACGUCGCCCCCAGGGGACUGCCAGGGGGUAACGUCGCCCCCAGGGGCUCUUUUUUGGGGCAGCGAUACUCCCAGGUCUCCUCAGGGGCAUCGGUGCCUUCAGGGGAGCUCUCAGGUGUGGUGGCGCCCCCAGGGGUCCGCCAAGGGGUCACGUCGUCAGCAGGGGCUCUUCUUAGGCGCACCGAUGCCCCCAGGGGCUCCCCUCAGGGUCACCCAUGCCCCCAGGGGACCUUCCAUUGGCGGUGACGCCCCAAGGGGCGGCGGUACCCUCAGGGGCCUUCCCAG